GUUCUGGUGUUAUUUCCUCAGGGAUUUUUGGUGUUAUUUCCUCGGGGAUUUUUGGGCUGUUUCCCCCCACAUUUUUGGCUGUUUCCCCCCCCAUUUUUGGGCUGUUUUCGGGCGGUUCCCGGCAGGUUUUGGUGUUAUUUCCUCGGGGAUUUUUGGGCUGUUUCCCCCGUUUUUGGGCUGUUUUCGGGCGGUUCCGGCAGGUUCUGGUGUCCCUGCAGGUGCGGAUGAUGCGCAAGCCGGGCCGGGCGGAGCGCACGGCCGUGGUGGUGGGCACGGUCACCGACGACGUUCGCAUCCAGGACGUGCCCAAGCUCAAGGUCUGCGCCCUGCGGGUGACGCGCGGCGCUCGCACGCGGAUCCUGCGGGCCGGGGGCUCCAUCCUCACCUUUGACCAGCUGGCCAUGGCCACCCCCAAGGGCAAGGGCACCGUGCUGCUCUCAGGUGGACGCAGACCCCUCCCCAAAUUCCCCAGACCCCAAAAAUCCCCGUGAAAUU
This is a messenger RNA of Pyrgilauda ruficollis (rufous-necked snowfinch), 495 nucleotides long. RefSeq names its product ribosomal protein L18 (gene RPL18). Gene Ontology annotation, biological process: translation. NCBI's taxonomy places the organism in Eukaryota, Metazoa, Chordata, Aves, Passeriformes, Passeridae. The transcript is spliced from 2 exons. Gene Ontology annotation, molecular function: RNA binding; structural constituent of ribosome. The record is from RefSeq and is a predicted model, not a curated record. Gene Ontology annotation, cellular component: cytosolic large ribosomal subunit; ribosome. The annotation marks the transcript as partial.